Messenger RNA from Anarrhichthys ocellatus (wolf-eel), 3069 nucleotides. It is a transcript of the gene id3, whose product is annotated as inhibitor of DNA binding 3. The record is from RefSeq and is a predicted model, not a curated record. Gene Ontology annotation, biological process: negative regulation of transcription by RNA polymerase II; circadian regulation of gene expression; cell differentiation. The coding region runs from base 1956 to 2309 and encodes 117 amino acids. Gene Ontology annotation, cellular component: cytoplasm; nucleus. Gene Ontology annotation, molecular function: protein dimerization activity; transcription regulator activity. NCBI's taxonomy places the organism in Eukaryota, Metazoa, Chordata, Actinopteri, Perciformes, Anarhichadidae. The transcript is spliced from 3 exons.
GACUUGAACAUGUUUUAAACCUCUGCAUAAUGGGGAGGAUAUCUCCAGCCGUGCCCAAAAUGAAGAUAACAACGCAUAGUGUAAUUGCUCAUCGUCUUAAAAUAGUGUUAUAUUUAAUCAACUCUUUUAUUUAAUCAACUCUUUGUUGCAUGUGAGGUUACAUAAUAUACAAUUUGACAUAAUUAUAAUAGCCUACCAUUUAACCUAAAAUUGAUAGUUGCUCAGUUCAGAGUUGGUCAGACGUUUGUAAAAUGUUUUGGUGAACACAGGCCAACAUCCUGGCACCCACGGACCGUUGAGCAACUACUUUUUCUAACUACUGUACAAGCAAAAUGACAUUACUUCACAGCUUAGAGUUAGACAUGGGUUUGUCCUGUCUUUAAUUAUGAUCUCAUGUCGACUGCUUUCCUGAUACUUUUCAUCACGAGCUUCGUCUCCAGGCCAUGUUGGCGUAUUCAUCAUUGCACAAUUAUGGAGAAUUAAAAAAGGUUUUCCUCAAACUUUCUCUGAGUACAACUGCAUAUGGGAGGAGGGAAGCGUGGGGGCGUGGAUUUGUGUCCGUGACUGACAGGCUCGGUCAUCCAAUCGGAUCUCUGAGCGCCUGUGCUUCUCUCCCCUCUGGUGCUGGACGGGGGAGGGAGGGCCGUCUGCCAAAGGGGAGUGCGCGUUGGGGUGAAUGGAUGACGUCGGGAGGCUGGCGCCAGCAUGUCUGGGACUGGCGCGUUAGAUCAACACAGCUGGGCUGGGAUAGGACACACAGCUGGCUCAGGCCUGCAUUCCUCUACAAAACAGGAUUGUGAGAAAAGGGGAAAAUAAGACCCAAAUAGGAGCAGAACGGGACGUGCUUUGAUGUAAACUAAAACGGAGCAACAUUUGGAGUUGUUAAAAUAUAAUUUUCAUAAAGCUGUUUCUCCUUAAAAGAGGGUUUGAUUUUAGCAGUUUUUUAAGUGACUGCACGGAUUAAGCACACCUUAAUAUUCUUUGUUGAAUUCUUGAAUUCUUUGGUUAAAUUAUUGUUCAUCAUUGAGGCAUAUGGGCUAUAAGAGACGGACUUUAAACUAUCAAAACAUAAAUAAUCAGUCAAUAAAUCCACAUCCAAUGACCAAUCAUCACAAUAAGCUGUUCUUAGCAAUUUACUAAUGUAGAAAAGAACCUGGCCUUCCUCUGACCUUUUACCUAUAUUAUAUAAAAAUCCUAUUUUCAACAUUUUUAUUUGUGGAUGCACUUAGUGAGUCCUAAAGCAAGCACACACAUUGCUUAAACACCUAUUGUACAAGAGACUAUCAUAAUAACUGUCUAUAUAGUUUUGAUUAAGUGUUUUCAGUGUCUUGACAGACAUGCAGUCAAACUUCAUGAAGGAUUUACAGCAAAACUAUGAUGCAUGAUUAUCCAACAUUCAAGUAUCUUUAUUUGAGGAGACGUGUAUUCGUCUGUAAUUAUAGCUUUUAAUAAAAGUGAGACAGAAACUGUGGUAAAAUCUAGAAUUAAAACGUCCAUCUUUCCUUGCAGUUGCUUCUAUAGUUCAGUUGGCUUGUUGUAAACUAAAAGUAUUCCUCUUUUUACUGGAGAUUCUUCAAAACGUGUAACGUGCCCCACUUUGAGAACUUCUUUCUGUCUAUUUCAAACAAAUAGCACCACCUGGAAGAGGCGACUAAUUGAUUGACAAUCCCCUCUAGGCAUCCCAGCCCUAAUUUCCUCAUUCUUUCCAGCCCUUCCACAAGGUGAUAUCAGCCAAUGAGAAUUGGCUUGCUGCUUUCAAGGGCCAAUCAGAGCACGAUGCGAGAAAGGGGCGGUCAGCAAGCGCCUAGUGUAUAAAGACCUAAGCGUACGUCGCUGUCAGAGCACUGUAACGUUUCAGGACAGCCAUAAAAGAAGACCCCAAUAGGAGGAAAACCUUCAAAAACUCACACUUAAUCGUCAAGCCGAGUCUUGUUGUUGUUGUUUCUGUAUUCAUCAUGAAAGCCAUCAGUCCCGUCCGCUCGGUGAGGAGCUGCUACAAGGCCGUGUGCUGCAUUUCGGAGCAGAGUCUCGCCAUCAACCGGAAUAAACACUCGUGUCUGGAGGAGCCGGUGGGCGCCCUGUGCGACAUGAACGACUGCUACUCCAAGCUGAAGGAGCUGGUGCCGAGCAUCCCGCAGAACAAGUCGGUCAGCCAGGUGGAGAUCCUGCAACACGUCAUCGACUACAUCUUCGACCUGCAGAUCGCGCUGGAGGCGGAGGACACAGCCACGCCGGAGAUGGUUUUGUCGAUAAAGACUGCGGACCUUGCACGCAAAUUCUCCAAAGAAGAAGGGCGGUUGUGCCAUUAAGAAGAAGGCAGAUCGUGGUGCAGGGAAACACAUGUCUCCACUUCACUCCGGGCAAGAGGACAAGAGGGGCAGAAAGGGUGGGAUAGGUAUUUGGGGGAGAAGGAGGAGGGUUUAAAGAAGAAAAGACAGACAAAGUGGACUGUUUCCUAGAUGAGUGGGGAUCAACAGUGGUGCAUGAGCAUGAAAACAGAGACUCAUUCUUUGGCCCCUGGACAGACAAAUCAACACACCAAAGCAGAAGCCAGGAUUGGAAAUUGAAAGCAACCGGCUUUGUACACCCUCCUCCAAAAAAAACCUGGGAUCCCCUAUCGGUAGAAGUAGAAACAUUGGUACAUUGUUUUAUUUUCCUUUUUUUGUGUGUUGCAUUCCAAACCUACUUUGUGGGUUAAACUCCACACCCAACCAGAACCCUCUCUACACCAAGUCUCACAUCAUCUCACAUAAUUAUCCCUGUAUAGUUUCCCCCCAUCUAAUCUGAGUUCUAAUGAUCUGGAGACUGUUGCAACUUUUUACGAAUGUGUACAUAUCUGCUGUGGGUAUGUAAGGUGUGAGUCAAUUUGGAUGUUGGUGUUUCUUCUGAAUGGGAGUUUGGGUUUUAUUAGGUAUAAUCAGAACUCUAUACUAGAGUUAAUUGUGAAUGUUUGUAGGGAUUGUGUUAUUUCUACAGACAAUGCGCUGUGAGUUUCAUAAACUCUUAAUUAUAAUGUUUGCUUUGUAUGUAUGUUCUUAUGUAAUGAAAUAAAAAAAAAAAAAAAAAAAA